Molecule: messenger RNA, 1212 nt
Organism: Microthlaspi erraticum
Lineage: Eukaryota; Viridiplantae; Streptophyta; Magnoliopsida; Brassicales; Brassicaceae
Source: the annotation of a GenBank genome assembly
AUGUCAUUAGGCGAUUCUCCACAUGGAAGUGAUGGAAAUCGCUGGAAAAUAUCCACUAAGAGCUCCAACAACCUUGCUCUCGAAAUGGAGUUCAUAGGGGUUGGAUGGAUUAGUUUGGGCAAUGAUCCUAUGGCCUCCAAGGUUGUUAGUGUACCAUCCUAUCAUUUACUUCAAGCCGGAUUCUGGUGGCCAAGCCUUUUCAAAGACACUCACGACUUCAUUGCAAGGUGUGAUAGAUGCCAACGAGAAGGGAGCAUUUCCAAGCGCAAUGAAAUGCCACAAAACCCGAUACUUGAGGUGGAAGUGUUUGAUGUAUGGGGCAUCGACUUCAUGGGCCCCUUUGAGCCACCUUCUCAUGGGAAUAGAUACAUCCUAGUGGCAGUUGACUAUGUAUCCAAGUGGGUCGAGGCAAUCGCUUCCCCAACGAAUGAUGCCAAGGUUGUGCUCAAGCUGUUCAAAAGCAUCAUCUUCCCGAGAUAUGGAGUGCCAAGGGUUGUAAUAAGUGAUAGAGGAAGCCAUUUUAUCAACAAAGUCUUCGAGAACUUGUUGAAGAAGUAUGGAGUCAAGCAUAAGGUAGCGACACCAUACCAUCCUCAGACAAGUGGUCAAGUGGAAGUGUCAAACAAGCAGAUAAAGGGGAUCCUCAUGACGAUUGUGGGAGUGACCAAGAAGGAGUGGGCAGUUAAGUUGGACGACGCUCUUUGGGCUUACAGGACCGCCUAUAAGACGCCAAUAGGAAGGACGCCUUUCUCGCUCCUUUAUGGGAAAUCGUGUCACCUUCCGGUGGAGAUUGAGUACAAAGCGCUUUGGGCAAUCAAACUGCUCAACUUCGACAUCAGAUCUGCCCAAGAGAAGAGGGGUUUCGACUUACAUGAGUUGGAAGAGAUCAGUCUGGACGCAUAUGAGAGCUCCAAGAUUUACAAAGAACGGACUAAGGCAUUUCACGACAAGAAAAUUUUGCCUAAAGUCUUCAAGGUUGGAGAAUAUGCGCUGCUUUUCAACUCAAGAGCUAAGUUGUUCCCUGGGAAGCUCAAGUCCAAGUGGUCGGGCCCGUUUGAGAUUAAGGAAGUCCUUCCUUAUGGAGCUGUCACUUUGCUCAACCAGAAUGGCGAGGAGUUCACAGUGAACGGCCACAAGCUCAAACCAUAUUUGGGCCAACGCAUUCAAGGAGAAGGAGUCUCAACUCCUCUUGCGGACGCCCCCUUAGCCUAA